AUGGACAACGUUCAUAUAACUCAUAUCGAUGGGGAACCGCCAAUAUAUAGAGAAAUGAAAGCGGUUUCUGUGUCAUUGGAUCAAUGCAUAUUAAACAGCGAAGAAGAUUAUCAGUAUAAUGAGGGUGAGGAAAGUUUAAUGUGCAAAGAUUAUGUCGAUGGUGAUUUAUCAGCGGAAGAAAUCAAUUCGAUGAUAAUGAUAAACGAAGGACCGAAUGCAUUAGAGUAUUUAAGUACUAAAUCAUUACAAAAAUUAAGUGGGCCCAAUAAAAAAUUGGGAAAAAAUAAAGUAAGGAAGAAAUUGAUUAAGGGUGAGAGUGAUUGUGCCAUUAGUAAAAAACAAAUUCAAACGUUUACGAAAAAAAAUCGUAUGAAAAAAAUAAAUGAUUCGAGUCCUAAAAAUCAAAUUAAAUUAAAAAGAAAACAAUUAGUUAAAGAUGGUUGUUUUGGUAAGAAAAAGAAGAAAAAAAAAGAAAGUGUUGAAGAUAACAAAUCGAUGGAAUCCAUCGAGGAAAAUGCAAAGGAAAGCAUUUCAAGAUCAGGUAGGGUUAGAAAAGUGAAAAACGUUACGAAGGAUUUGAUACCGUGUAAAAAUAAAUUGGGAAAAAAAUCACGUGUCGUUACUGAAAAUUGCAACGAGACGAAAGAGGAAAACAAAGCGGAAAAUUCAGGAAAACUCACACCCUCUUCUACGGUUUCUCUACCCGAUCCGGGGGAUGAAUGUAAAAAGGUUGAAAGCGGUAAAGAAAAUUUAAAAACUCGAGUCGAUUCUGCACUUUUACAAAACGCAUUAAACGAAUCCGUGGAAUGUUGGUUCGAUAUAACUUCCGUCGUAGAGAAAAAGGGUAAAAGGUUAAGGAGAAAAACGAAAAUGAUGCCUAAAUUAAAUGAAUCGGAAAAUUCUAAAAAUAUUGAUGAUGAUGAUGAUGAUGAUGAUGACGACAACGUACCGAGUACGGAAAAAAAAAUAAAGACUGAAAUUAGCGUCGGGGAGGAAAAUGGAAACGACGACGAAGGGGAUUCCGUCGAAGAGAAAAAUACGAGAAAUAAAAAAAUAAAGGAUGUUGAUAGUUGUCGAAAUGAAAUUUCGAAUAAAGUCAUAGAGAAAACAAACAAUGAAAAACCGGAAACGGAAACGAAAGAUUCAAAUUCUUCAGUAAAUAGUGAAGAUACGAUGAAGAAAAUCAAUGAUGAGGAAAUUGUUAUGAAUUGCGAGGAAUCUAAAAGUACAAAAAAAAAUACGAACGAUGAUGAAGAAGCAGAAGAAGCAGAAGAAAAUUCUACGGAUGUAAACAAAACGAUAGAAUCAUUAACGACAAAUAAUAAAAAAGUUAAAAAUGUUAAUCGUCAAUUAAUCGGUUAUAGGAAAAAAAGGCGAAAAGUUCGAAACGUUUUACUAAGCAAACGUGUAAAAAAUUACGGUGAAAAAAUUAAUUUCGGAUUAGAUUUAAAUCCGGAAGAAGGGAUUAAGGGAAAAAAGAAAAUGGAGUCACCGGAUGUUGAAUGUAAUGACGACACGGAAAACAAUCGGGACGACGUCGUCAAAGAUGGAAAUGCAAACGAUUUGGAAAAAAAUUUAAAAUUUUCCGACGUUGAAUGUAAUAAAAAAGAAGAAGAAAAAAAAAUAAAUGAAAGUUACCCGUGUUUAACUGAGAAGGAGGAUGAUUUGGUAACGAGAAAACGAAAGAAAAGAUCUCUUAGCGCUGAUGCGAAUAAAAUCCCUUCCUCGAGUAAAACGAAAGAAAAUUUCAACAGACCCUCAUCGUUACCCCCGGAAGAAGUCGGGGGAAAAAUCAAAGAUGGCGACGUAUCAAAUGAAAAUGAAACUAAAAAAGAGAAUUUAAUUAAAGGGAAAAGUGAAAAAACCAAAGAAGUUUUACCUCGCAAAAAGAAGCAAAUGUUGGGAUCGAAAAGAGUUCUUAGAAACAAUUCGGCGAAUCGAAAUAAGUCUGAACCUGAAAAAAAAGUCGCGGACGGUGAAGAUAAACCUGAAAAAAACGUCGAACCUCGUUUACAACUAGAAGAAGAAAAAAUUGUUUCUCAUAUCGAUGAUGCAGAAUCGAAUUCGAUACCUGACGACGAUACCAAGUCGGAGGAGGGUGAUGAGAAAAUCGAAAUACCUGAAGAAAAUUUAACACAGAGUUCUGAAGAAAAAGUAAACGAUGAAGAUGAAGAAAUGGACGAAGAAGUUACUUCGAUUGAUAACGAUGAGAAGAAAAAAGCAGAAGAAAGUGAAGAGUCUCUUACCGAAACGUCAGAAAAAAAUUUAACGCCGUUAGUAGAAUCUGAUAAAAAUGAAAAGCCAACUUCCGUUUCCGAGGGUGAAGAAGAAGAAGAAGAAGAAAAUUCCAAUGAAAAACCUGAAUCUGAAGAAACUAUGCCGGAAGAAAACGAAAGUGAUGGUUGUUUAAAUGUUGGCAACAGUGAAACUGAUAAACAAAACGACGAAGGUUUAGAUGAUGAUUACAAAACGUCAGAGGACGCACGGGAAACAACUUCGGAGACCGGAAAUGAGAAAAAAGAAAAGAAAAAAAGGAAAAAUGUCGUCGAAUUAUUAGGGCAAAAUGUUAUUGUUAAUCCCGAGGAUCAGAAUAACGACAGAAGGAAAAGUUUUAGAGAAAUAAAAAUGACUCCGAAAUUAGUCGAUAUGAUAGCAACGAGUUCGAGUCAUAAGAGGAUAAAAAGAACGACGUCGAUCAAAGAUGAUGGCGGAGUUUUAACAAGCAAAGAAAAAAAUACGGAAACGGAAACGGAAUUUGAAUAUUCGAAUUUGAUUCGUAAAGUCACGAGGUGCGAGGAGGAUCAAGAUGAAAUCGAUGAAAAUGACGAACCUGAACAAUCGGGAGAAGGGAUGGAAAAUUACUUGCAAUCCAAAAUGGAAGAAAAUGCAUCCAAUUUCGAAUGCAAUUGGGAACCGGGAGAUUUGGUUUGGGCCAGAUUUGCGGGGAAUCCAUUUUGGCCGGGUUUGAUAUUGAGAGACCCGUUCAACAACGACGAAUAUUCCAAAGUUAAAUAUUUGGGCCGAUUACCGCGUCCGUUCGUACACGUUCAAUUUUUAGCAGAUUGGGGUAGACGUGCGUGGGGACCCGAAUUGUACAUAAUGAGCUUCACCGGAAUGGAUAAUUUUGAAAAAAUGAAAUGGGAUCUACCGGAAGUGAACACGUUCACGCAAAGAAAAGAUUUACUCUAUCAACAAGCUUUCUUCAUUCCCAAAAGAAUGGAAAAACAUUGGAUGAGAGCCGUGAAAGAAGGGGAAGCCCUGUUAUGCAAAACCAAAGAUGAAAGAAUAACGUACAUGAAAAUAAAAUAUCCGUUGGUAAAAUAUGCGGAAUCCGUUGCGAACGGUCGAUUAGUUCCUAACGAACGCGUCAUCAAAUCGGGAGAUUCGAAAUCUCCGCAGGGAGGUAAAAUAAAUAAAAAGAGAAGAAUGACCGGGCCUGCAUGGUCUGCCGGUGAAGAAUCAUCAGAUUGGACGGGGGACAACAGCGAAAAAGCUGCCACGGCUGAGGAAGCCAUAGAUAAAGCCACCGGUUUUGAAUGUGUCAAUACUUCUUCGGAUUUGGAUGAGGGAACGAAAAACAGCGAUAAGGACUCCCCGAAAAUAACAUUGAAAUUCGUUAGGAGUCCUAAAAAAAAUUCUAAAAGAAAAUUUAGAAAAUCGGUUGAAACGGAUGGAAAAGUCAAGAAGAGAAUUCGAAAAGAUGGUAACGAAGAAGAAUAUGUUUGUCAAAUUUGUUUUGAAUUUCUCGAAAAUGAAAAAACAAUCAAAUGCAAGGGUUUGUGCCAGGGUUCGUUUCACAAAUCUUGCACGGAAAAAUUGAAUGCUAAUUUACCGCCCAUCGACGAAACUCACAUGCCCGUCAUUAAAAAUAAAAGGAGAAGAAAAUUGUUCGCGAACGGAGAUUCCGAUUCUCCGUGCGAAGCCCAAGAAAAAGACGAAGAGCAAGAUUGGAUGUGCGGGGAUUGUUUGCGUGGGGAAAAUCCUUGUUUCGUUUGUAAUAGCAGGAGCGGAAAUAGGCAAAGGUGUUGCGCCGCUUACUGCGGAAAAUUUUAUCAUCAAAAAUGUUUGAAAUUAUUUCCGCAAACGAUUUACAAUCAGGGAGCUCCCAUAAGGAAAUCGCACGCUUUGCAACAAAAUAAAACGUCCAAUUCGGAAUCGCCGCACUAUCAAAUCCUUAGUUGUCCACUACACGUGUGUCACACGUGCGCUUCGGACAAUCCUUCCGAUUGUAAUUCUAAAUAUUUGUCUGAAAGACUUGUUAAAUGCAUAAAAUGUCCAAGCGCGUAUCACGUGGGUAAUUAUUGCGUUCCAGCCGGAAGCACGAUACUGAACACGUCGCAAAUUAUUUGCGUUAAACACGGGGAUACGAAUAAAAAAUCUCACGUAAACAUAUCUUGGUGUUUUAUAUGUAACAUGGGUGGAUCUUUAAUAUGUUGCGAUUGGUGUCCCUCAUCCUUUCACUUAGACUGUCUCAAUAUUAAACCUCCCGAGGGACCCUACAUAUGCGAAGAAUGCGAAUCCGGAAGAUUUCCCUUGUACGGAGAAGUUGUUUGGGUCAAAAUGGGUCGAUAUAGAUGGUGGCCUGCAAGAGUUUUAUUUCCGCAAGAAAUACAAGGAAACAUAAUGGCUCUUCCGCACAAAUCCUGGGAAUUUGUCGUUAGAUUUUACGGUUCAAACGAUCACUAUUGGUUGAACAGAGGACGAGUAUUUUUAUUUCAGGAAGGAGAUUCCGAACAAAAGUUCAAGGGUCAAUCUCACGUCGACAAAAUUUACCAAAGAGCAGUACAAGAAGCGACGAAAGAUUAUUUCGCUUUGCAAGAAGAAAGAAAAUCGAGACUCAUGGAAAGCAAUAAUUCAAACGUUCCGCGACCUCCUCCAUUCGUGAAAAUAAAAACAAACAGACCCGUUGGAAAAGUUCAACUGGGAUCCGGUUAUCAAUCGGAACCUCAAACCUGUGACUGUGAUCCUAAUUACGAAUCUCCCUGCGGUCCGGGUUCGGAUUGUUUAAAUCGCAUGCUCCUCGUCGAAUGCAAUCCGAAUUAUUGCAACGCGGGAACCCGGUGUAAAAAUCAAAGUUUUGAAAAAAGGGAAUAUCCGCCAUUAGAACCUUACAGAACUGAAAGAAGAGGUUGGGGAUUGAGAUCGACUGUCGAUAUUCCUAAGGGAUCAUUUGUUAUCGAAUACGUCGGAGAAGUCGUAGAUGAUGAAGAAUUUAAAAGGAGAAUGAAAAGAAAACAGGAAACUAUGGACAAUAAUUAUUAUUUUCUAACGAUAGACAAAGAUAGAAUAAUCGAUGCGGGGCCAAAGGGAAAUUUAGCGAGGUUCAUGAAUCAUUCGUGCUCGCCGAAUUGCGAAACGCAAAAGUGGACGGUUAACAUGGACACAAGAGUUGGACUUUUCGCACUCGAAGAUAUUCCAGCGGGAACCGAAUUGACUUUUAAUUAUAAUUUGGAUUGCGUUGGAAACGAAAAGAAAGCGUGUCACUGCGAAGAAGAAAAUUGUUCCGGUUUUAUAGGAGUUAAAGUCAAGAACGACAAAACGGAGAAAAAACUUGUAAAAAGAUUGGAAAAAGAAAGCGAAGACGAAUGUUUCGUUUGUCAAGAUGGCGGAGAAUUGAUGGUUUGCGACGUGCCCAAUUGUCCAAAAGUUUAUCAUAUUGAAUGCGUGGGAUUAGAAGAAUGGCCCAACGAAAUGUGGUUUUGUCCUCGUCAUCGUUGUUCGUUAUGUAAGAAACAAACUAAAAGAUGUUGUAAAUUGUGUACGACCGCGUUUUGCUUUGCUCAUUUAGACAACAACAUGUUUCCCGAUAACAAGGGUGGAUUGUUGUGCAGUGCCCACAGCACGACAGCCGUCAAACCCAUUCAACCUCUUCGGAAAGCUUCGUACAUAAAUAGAAACACGCCGGUUAUAGAGUACGAGAAACCUUUCGUAGAAAAAUACAAGCCGCCGCCUCCGCCUCAACUUUCUCAAAAAGAAAAAACGGGGAGCGGGGAAAACGAUGAGUCGAUAUUAAUGGAACCCAAUUUAACCGACAGCACGCCCAUAGUGGUUGAAAAUCAAUUGUUGUCAACUUCUUCGCCACCCCCCGAUUCCUCGAACAAAUUAAACGAGGACGGCGUUAGCGUUCAGGUUUUUUACGUCAACGACGAAGGUCAGGUUGUAGGUUUCGACGGAACGAGCGAUGGUAAAUCAGUUGAAGUUUUGCCGCAGAUAUUGGUCGAAGGUCAAACGGUAAAAAACGUACGUAAAAAAAAGAGAACGAACAUACCUAGGAAAAAAUUAAAUCCGCCAUUGAUAAAAAGUCCCGCGGGAGGCCCGGAAAACAACAACGAGCAAGAAAAACAAAAACGAGUUCAGGGCGGCAUCAAUUUCGAAUCCCUCAUGAUCAAAAGCGUCGAAGAUAAAAUUCUCGAUUCGAAACUCAACAUGGACAACAUAUACAACAUAAUCGGUGGUGGUGGCGGUGGUGGUAGCACCGACGCCGGAAGAGGAGGAGUAGCAACAGGAAGUCAGGGUGAUAAAAAUCAAAUGGAAAAGUGCAGCAGAGUAAGAGUUGUAAACGAAAGCGGUGACGUUAAAGAAAGUAGUAGCCUGAUAAAAAAAGAGGAAGCUGCGGAAAUGGACCGAUCGAGACGAUCGAAAUAUUUUAAAAUAAUAACGCCGGAAAAAUUCAUUAAAGUGAAUUCGGAAAGUGAAACGAAUCAAAAAACCGUUACGGAUUUUAAUUACAUUGAAUUCAUGCAUCCGCUCAGAUCGGCGUCCAAAAGCAAAAGCACGACGACAAAAGCAGACGAAAAUUUAAGAAAGUAA
Messenger RNA from Pediculus humanus corporis (human body louse), 6810 nucleotides. Its product is annotated as set domain protein, putative. The transcript is spliced from 18 exons. Gene Ontology annotation, biological process: regulation of DNA-templated transcription. Gene Ontology annotation, cellular component: chromatin; nucleus. The coding region runs from base 1 to 6810 and encodes 2269 amino acids. Gene Ontology annotation, molecular function: protein binding; histone H3K36 methyltransferase activity. The record is from RefSeq and is a predicted model, not a curated record. NCBI's taxonomy places the organism in Eukaryota, Metazoa, Arthropoda, Insecta, Psocodea, Pediculidae.